AAGACCGACGACAGGAAAACACUGUAUUGGUUUGGUCCCCUUAUGGCUAUCUCUCGAUUAAUUUGAAAUUUGAGUCUUCGAUAGCUUCGUGAGCUAGAAACCUGAUGCUUUCGAUUCAACAAUGCUGUGUAUCUGUAUGUUUGUAAAACGUUAUCUAUUUGUAUUUUCUUGCUAGCUAACCAAUAAUUUUUGAGUCAGUGAACGUUAGCUAGCUAACGGUAGCUACAUGAUGGCUCAACUCAUUCAUAAUUCUUGAAAUAGCUAACUUUAGCUAACAACCUAGCAAACCCAGCUAUCCGUUCUACGGCUAACGUUACAUUGCACGAAGGUAGCUAGUUAGUCAAAAUAAAAACAUGAGUUAACGCAAAGCAGUCCGUGGCUAUUAUUGUUUCCAAGUUAGCUUGUAGUCUGAGGUAAUUACAUUCUAAAUGUCUCGCUUAUUAUCGUUUGUGUAAAUUAAUCUCGACAGCCCACCGCCAGAUAGCUGGCUAAUAUUAGAGUUGAAAGCUAGUUUUUCAAUUAUAUUUAUAUUUUUAUUUAGUGAACUAAUUUGAUGGCUUACUUGUGUUAGAUUGUUACAAACGCUGGAUGUGUUUGUAUUAAUUCAAAUUAUGGAGACGAAUUUACAGAAGAGACGUGAGAAUAAAAAAUCCCUGCGAGUGAAAGUUAUCAGCUUGGGCAACGCAGAGGUGGGAAAGAGUUGCAUUAUUAAACGUUAUUGUGAAAAGAGGUUUGUACCUAAGUAUCUGGCAACAAUUGGAAUCGACUAUGGUGUUACAAAAGUUCAAGUGCGGGACCGGGAGAUGAAAGUCAAUAUUUUUGACAUGGCUGGACAUCCAUUUUUUUAUGAGGUGCGAAAUGAGUUCUACAAAGACUCGCAGGGGGUGAUCCUGGUGUACGAUGUGGGGCUGAAAGAGAGCUUCGAUGCCCUGGACAGCUGGCUGGGGGAGAUGAAGCAGGAGAUGGGUUCACAUGCCAACAUGGAGAGCAUCGUCUUUGUUGUGUGUGCCAACAAGGUGGACCUGACGAAGAGGCGAGUGGUGGACGAGAGCGAGGGCCGGUUGUGGGCGGAGAGCCGUGGUUUUCACUACUUUGAGACUUCCGCGCAGAGUGGCGAGGGCAUCAGUGAGAUGUUCCAGGCUUUCUUCUCCUCCAUUACUGACAUGUGUGAGAACGGGGGGCGGCGGCCAGCAUCCGGGGUCAGUGCUGGCUUCACCAGGGAGCAGGCCGACACGAUCCGCAGAAUUCGCAGCAGCAAAGACAGUUGGGAAAUGCUGGGAGUCAAGCCAGGGGCUACCAGGGAGGAAGUCAACAAGGCGUACAGGAAGCUGGCCGUGCUCCUGCAUCCAGACAAAUGUGUGGCGCCAGGCAGCGAGGAUGCCUUCAAGGCUGUGGUAAACGCUCGUACUUCACUUCUCAAAAAUAUCAAGUAAGGUAUCUCUGGCAGCAUCAGUUCUUCCCACUGCUCCCACGCUGAAAGAUCUUCAACAGGACCAUAAUACCAAACUGCAACAGCAAAAAUAGGUGGUGAAAUAACUGUCCUCCUCAUCUUCCAGGGUUUUUCAUGCAGUGCUUCUCAGUUGGCCCUGUGUAUGCUAGUUUGUGUCCAAUCACAAUUGAACCUGUUCAUUUUCACUUUUCAUGUUUUGAAGGAUUUGUAUUCAUCCCUUUUUUCACGCUGUAAUUUUCAAUCGUUAUGGUAAAAAGUGUUAAAGCGCACGGUUCUAUUGUUAUAACCUAUUUUAAAAAGCCAUUGCUUUAGCGACAACAGUUCCUUAUUUUGUAACAUGUGGGUGGCAAAACAAGUGUGGGGGGACCUCACCUUCUCUGCAUUUUGGAAAUCCACAUACUACAAGAAAUAAAGUAAUGUCAGUGCCCUUUUCACAACAAGGGUCCAGCGAACCAAACGUAUAAUAGCUUCUGUAACUUUGUUUUUAGUCAAAUGGUUCAAGACUAGCAACCAUUUUUUUUAGGCAUGUCAUUUUCAAGCUUGUUUAAAGAAAAGGGGUGAUACUUAAGGGGUUAAGCCACAUUAUGUAAAAAAUAGCUAUGCAUGUCUUGAAUAAAAUUCCCAUAUUCGUCUUGUGUUAUAUUGCGAAUGAUUACAUAAAGUGAGGUAAAACUUUUUUAACUGAUCAAAUUAAAGAUUAAAGGUGAGUCAAUAGGUUGCUAAUUUGUGAAAUGUGGACAAAGCCACUAAGACCAAACAUUUGGCAAGACAAAGCAAAUGAUAAAUCGACUGUGUUAACACUAUGAACUUUGCAUCCUUGUGGUUGACUCGUCAAUGUCCCAAAUUAUAAUACAAGAAACUGUGACUUAAUAAAACCGCAAAACGGCAAUGUCAGAUUGUUAAAAAGACUCUCCGCUUGCGAGAACAGCUUAUCUGAUGAAUAUAUAUCCAGCUGUUGUGCAUGCAUUACUGUAGGAAACAUCAAUAUCAGGACUGUUUACCUCUCUUUUUGUAAUCAUUUGCAAUAUAGCACAAUGUGAAUAAUGAAGUAAAUAAUCCCUCAAUUAUGAUUGUUGGAGUGAAAACCAGCAUACAUAAGGUUAAUGAGUUUUAAUGGUUAUAACACUAACUGUAUCUGACAGUAAUGUUUGUCCAAGGAAGUUGCAUUCAUUGUGGAAUUUUUAUAAAACCAGACUUUUAUAUUUUGCAAACACUUUCUUUCAGUUGAUAUUAUUAGGAUAUGCAUUAUAUAGCCUGUUACAGUGUUUAAACUCAUAAAUCAGGUAAACUCCAGUCCUGGAUGUCUACUGGUUCUCUCAGUAGACAAUGUAGGCCUUGGAAACAAGGUUUAUUUAUCAGUGGCUUGAAUUGAACUUGUAAGUGCUGAAAAACACGGAAACCAGGAGACACUACAGCCCAUCCUAGUUCUAAAUGAGUAUAUACUGUAAGUAAACCCCAUUAUUUCAUUGAGAUUUGGGUGUAUUUGUUCUGAGUUGGCUAUAGACAUAAGGCGAUUGUUGUAAUGGCUAAAGUCACACAUGGGAAAUAGCUGAUUACAGUUGAGUUGCAAAUAAUAAAGCUGAUUGGUUAAAACCAAUACUGGAAUUCAGAAAUGCACAUUUUUAAAUCGCCUAAAAUUAUCUAACAGAUUCCUACAGGCAAAUUCCUACAAUUAGACUAGAAUUAGAAGAUGUCUAGUGUUGGGCUAAUCCCAGCCUUUUUGGGUAAGAUUGCACACCGCCUGAGGUAAUGGACUCGUUUUUUGCCUCCCCCAAUGGGUGGAGUUUGGAGCAAGAAGGAGCAAGGAAAGGAAGAAGGGAGGUGAAAAAUAAGCAAUUGGAAAAAGUCCUGUGAUUCAGUAGCUUCUUAGAUGCCACUAGCUCUUCCCUGUUAGUCUGCUUGGGAAAUAUCCCCUCAAGUACCUAUAUUCCAGGAAAUAAUCAAGAAAUACUCCAGUUGGUCCUCCAGAGACAACUUUCAAAACUUCGAUAUCCCAGUCAGGUAGUUAACUAGAUACCUCAAUAAUCCUAUCCAAUUUAAUGACAUAUUCAAAUUAAAAACCCAAAACCAACAUCCCCUUUCUACUUUACUGUCUGUGACUAGAUUUUGGUGUCUUGGCAAAGCAUAUAUUUUGUACUGUGUUUAGUUUAACAUACAGAUAGUUCUGAUUGUCAGGUGGUGUGUAAAGUGGUUUAAGGGGUAGUUUUUCCCUAAGCAAAUUUCUUUUAAAUUAUUGUUAAAGUGUUCAAAAAUGGAAAGUAUAAAAGCAAAAAUAUGAUGAAUAUUUCUGAAAUAUGUAUUAUAACAUGCUAAAUAUAAAAAAUGUAUCACAGUAAAUCAGUUGCCAGGUUCAUAUGUACAAUUGUAUGCUUAUGUUGAAUGUAUUUUGCAAUGUAUUUGCCAGUAUAUUCUACCAUAUUUCGUAACUUCUAAAAUUGCAUUUGAUAUGGUUUCUUUUAUUUGCAGUAUACUUUCACAAAUACAUUCAUGAUAUAUAUUUUUAUUUAUGAACUCCAUCUUAUUACAUUUAAAAAUUUAUAGAAAUGUAUAGUGGUAUAAUUGUUUGUAUUUGGCAUGUGCUAUGCACUUCCAGUGUGUUUUUGUUUAUACCACAGUUUUAUGUAUGGUGUUAAAAAUGUGCAGUAUACUUGGGCAGAGAUGAUGCAGAAUAAUGUAUGGAUUUUUUUUUUGUCUUUCUUUACUGUUGGGUAUACAAUUCAGUCUGCAUGUGAAUUUUGCUUGCCUACUUCAAUAUGUAAAUAAUAUAAAUCCUGAAGUAUUCAACUGCCCAUGUAUGUCUAUUCCUCUGUUCUUUAAAACUCAAUAUCUUGCAGGUUUCAAGGUUUCAACUACUGAGUCAUCAACUAUCGGAAUUUACUUUUUGCCAUGUUUUAUUUAUUAAGGAAAAACGAAUGCUCAUCAGAUUUUGUGACUGUCAUUUUAGUUUUGUCGAUCUGCAACCUUUUUGGUGCAGCCUAUACGGCUGUUUGACAAACCAGUAAAAAGUUCAAUUUCUGGCUAAACAUGUGGUACAGUCCUUACAGCAGCCGAUGAAAGCUAUGUGCAAUGGGGGAUGCCGGAUCCCCCACCAUGCCACUCUACCAGCUGUGGUCCCUUCUUUAAUGUUGCUUUCUCUGCUUUCUACCUGUCUGAAUAAAGCAAACAAAAAUGCAAUAA
Molecule: messenger RNA, 4627 nt
Organism: Conger conger (European conger)
Lineage: Eukaryota; Metazoa; Chordata; Actinopteri; Anguilliformes; Congridae
Gene: dnajc27
Product: DnaJ (Hsp40) homolog, subfamily C, member 27
Exons: 7
Coding region: 612-1433 (273 amino acids)
Molecular function (GO): GTPase activity; GTP binding
Source: RefSeq, a predicted model, not a curated record